UUAAUAGCACCUCGAAAUCCCCUACCAAAGACAUAAACAUCUCUCUCUCUCUCUCUCUCUCUCUCUCUCUGAAGAGUUUUUCAUCAUACUUUUAGGGUCUUUGCUGAGAUAUUUUUAAUUUUAAAAUUUUUCUCUCUUUGUUGUGGUAGGAUUAUUGGGUGCCUUUGAUUUUUAUUUAUUUUUAAUUAUUAGUUUGUAAAUGGAAAUGGGUGUUGAGGGUGCAAGCAUGGGAGAAGUUUCAGUUAUUGCAAAAGGAGAUGAGUGUAUAGAUCUGCCACCUGGUUUUAGGUUUCAUCCCACAGAUGAAGAGAUCAUAACCCACUAUCUUACAGAGAAGGUCUUGAAUACCAGCUUCAGCGCAAGAGCCAUAGGAGUGGUAGAUUUGAACAAGUGCGAGCCUUGGGAUCUACCAAGUAAGGCUAAGAUGGGAGAGAAGGAAUGGUACUUCUUCUGUCAGAGAGAUAGGAAGUACCCAACAGGCAUGAGAACAAAUAGGGCUACAGAAGCUGGGUAUUGGAAGGCAACAGGCAAGGAUAAGGAGAUUUACAAAGGAAAAGGUUGUCUUGUUGGGAUGAAAAAGACUCUUGUUUUCUAUAGGGGAAGGGCACCCAAAGGAGAGAAAACCAACUGGGUCAUGCAUGAAUACAGGCUAGAAGGGAAAUUCUCUUACUACAACCUCCCUAAAACUGCAAAGGAUGAAUGGGUUGUUUGUAGGGUGUUUCACAAGAGUACAGGCGUUAAAAGAAAUCCAAUCUCUGGAUUGUUGAGAAUGAACUCAUUUGAAGAUGAUCUAAUGGAUUCUCCUUCCAUGCCUCCUCUCUUGGAUACUCCUUUUUUCAAUCCAAACAGGCCCAGUACGAGCUUCUUCAGCGAUGAUGAUGAUUUCAAAGGGACGUCGACACUGGCAGCAUCAAGACCAUCCAAUGGAAUUCAUCUUUCCUACUUAUCUACAGCCAUGGAUAAUCAACAAGAUGACAAGAUCUUUCUGCCCAACAACUACUCAAAUCUCAACCAUCAAGGAAACCCAUGCGUCCCAUCUCCAAACUCAAUUAUCUACCCUCAGAUCUCGCACCCAAACCACAUAUUGUCCCUUCCAGGAUCAGCAAACUUUGGUUACUUGCAUCAGGUCAGGAACAAUCCAACCCCAAGCUUCCCAACCUCUGGCUUCAAAGCACCUGAUCUUGCAAUGCUAAGAGCAUUAGCUGCUACCCAGGAAUCAUCUGGAUUGAGGACUCAGUGCAAGUUAGAGCAAUUCUCUAACCAAUCGAUGGUUUCGCAGGAUACGGCGGCGAGUACUGAUGUGAACACAGAGAUCUCAUCUGUGAUCUCAAAACAUGAUCAGAUAGACAGAAACGGAUGUGAUGAUAAUCUUGAUGGACCUCCUUCAGAUGGCCCAGUUGAUUUGGAAUGCUUGUGGAAUUACUGAAAUAAUAUAAGAAGAUUGUUAGAUUUUCAAAAGGCUUCUCCUGUUCAGUUGUCAUAAGAGGAGAAGUGCAUUUUAGUUCAGAAAUGUUUGUAUAGAUUUCAGAUGUGUAGACCAUAUAGCUUAUAUUGUUAUAGAGAAAUAGAAUAGAAUAGAAAGGUCAUGAAUAUAACACUAAUGUACAUGUAUUCUUUUGUUGAACAUAACCCAUCUCCUGUGUGUAAUUUUGGUGCAUUCUUUCUUCAUUGUGGUUGUUGUUGUUGUUGUUAUUAUUGUUUUGAAAUAUUAAAUAGAUGGCCACAUGGGUUGGUUUUAA
Magnolia sinica is the source of this 1739-nucleotide messenger RNA. Its product is annotated as NAC domain-containing protein 100-like. NCBI's taxonomy places the organism in Eukaryota, Viridiplantae, Streptophyta, Magnoliopsida, Magnoliales, Magnoliaceae. The transcript has 3 exons. Bases 200 to 1426 code for a protein of 408 amino acids. Gene Ontology annotation, biological process: regulation of DNA-templated transcription. Gene Ontology annotation, molecular function: DNA binding. The record is from RefSeq and is a predicted model, not a curated record.